Molecule: messenger RNA, 936 nt
Organism: Rana temporaria (common frog)
Lineage: Eukaryota; Metazoa; Chordata; Amphibia; Anura; Ranidae
Gene: IFI30
Product: IFI30 lysosomal thiol reductase
Exons: 7
Coding region: 51-827 (258 amino acids)
Cellular component (GO): lysosome
Molecular function (GO): oxidoreductase activity, acting on a sulfur group of donors, disulfide as acceptor
Source: RefSeq, a predicted model, not a curated record
UAUAACUCCUUUCUACUUACACUUUCUCAUUAGACAUUACUGAGCACACAAUGAAUUCCGCUGUACUUCUCGUUAUCUUAUUCUUUGUGGGUACAUCAGCCACACUCAAAUGUCAGCAUCCUCCAAGUCAAUGGUGUUCCUCCUGGGAAAUCGCUAAGGCCUGCCAGGUGGAGGAGCAGUGUCUGGAUUACAAUAACCGUAAAGACAUCAAAAAGAACAAUGAACAAAACGUGAACUUGGAACUUUAUUACGAGAGUCUUUGUGGGGGCUGCCGGAAGUUCCUUGCUCUUCAGCUGUACCCCACAUUUCUAAUGUUAUAUGACAUUAUGAAUAUUACACUGGUGCCUUAUGGGAAUGCACAGGAAAAAAAUGUUUCAGGAAAGUGGGAAUAUGUAUGCCAGCAUGGACCUGAGGAAUGCUAUGGAAAUGCCAUCGAGGCAUGUCUUAUUCACCUCCUGCCAGAGAUCGGUAGCUACUUUCCUGUCAUUGACUGUAUGGAAAUGUCCCCCAAUGUCACUGAAGCUCUAAAGCCAUGCCUCCAAGCUCAUGAGCCAGAACUCCCAGUCAAAACAGUACUGGACUGUGUGAAUGGGGACCUGGGUAACAAACUUAUGCACGCUAAUGCACAGCGAACCCAAGCACUUAACCCUCCACACCAAUAUGUGCCAUGGAUAGUCAUCAAUGCAAAACAUGAUGAUGAUCUGCAGAUGCGAGCUCAAAAUGCAUUAUUUAAUCUUGUCUGUGAACUUUACAAAGGACAAAAACCAGAAGCUUGCACAGGAAAAGAUUUGACGCCUUUGAAAAGGGAAUCUGUAUGUUUAAACUAAAUCAGCAACUAUUGUGAAGAAAAUCUUUCAAGAUGAUAAAUGAAUUAAUGAUAAUAUAUCUCUGGUAACAUGAUUUUUUCUAAUAAUAAAGUAAACAUUUUAAAUAAAA